AUGCUGAAGACACCAAGCACCCAAUGCUGGUCGCUAUUAUUGAUCAUUUCGUUGAUCUUGACGUUUUUUUUUAUGUUCACCUAUGGACAGUUCGUGCCGCGUCAACUGCAUUUUUGGAACCUCUUCGGAUUCAUGCGGAAUAAUGGCAGUGAGAUUGAGGAGUCUGCGCCACAGCUGGAGUUCUUUAUGCCGCCAGAGCCAGUUGAGAAGCAGCUGAAACUCAAGCGUGGUGCGCCUUUUAUAUAUCAGAUAUUGCACUAG
This is a messenger RNA of Drosophila albomicans, 261 nucleotides long. RefSeq lists its product as uncharacterized. The record is from RefSeq and is a predicted model, not a curated record. The coding region runs from base 1 to 261 and encodes 86 amino acids. NCBI's taxonomy places the organism in Eukaryota, Metazoa, Arthropoda, Insecta, Diptera, Drosophilidae. The transcript has a single exon.